Messenger RNA from Microcebus murinus (gray mouse lemur), 2409 nucleotides. Lineage: Eukaryota; Metazoa; Chordata; Mammalia; Primates; Cheirogaleidae. The record is from RefSeq and is a predicted model, not a curated record.
AAAAAAAAAUCAACAAGGACUAAACUUUCAGCUCCAUCUGCGAGAAAUGCAGCCUUUUCAAUCUGAAGGGAAAAUUUAUGAAUAUAAUCAAGUUGAAAAGUCUGCCAACCAUAUUACCUCAUUUUCACCACUUAUAAACAUUCCUUCUAAAGUCAAAAUCCACAUAUUUAAUAAAUAUAAGAAUGACUUUGUUAGUUCUCCAGUGCUCACACAAGAACUGAAAUUACACAUCAGGGAAAAUGCUUACAGAUGUAAUGAGGAUGGCAAAGCCUUUAGUGUGUCUUCAGCCUUUCCUAUCCGUAGAGUAAGCCAUACUGGAGAGAAACCUUCCAGAUGUGAAGUGUGUGGCAAGGCCUUCAGGUGCAAUGCAGCCCUUGUGCUACAUCUCAGAAUUCAUACUGCAGAGAAACCUUACAAAUAUCAUGAAUGUGGCAAAGUGUUCAGUCGAAUUUCACAGCUUUCUCGACAUCAGACAAUUCAUACUGGGGAGAAACCUUACAAAUGCGAUGACUAUGGCAGGGCAUGUUCAGGUCUUACUACCCAUAUGCUCAUCCAUAGUAAAGGUAAUCCUUACAAAUGUAAAGGAUGUGGCAAGGUUUUCAGGCAUCAGUUAUCCCUGGCAGUUCAUCAGAGAAUGUCUGGUGGAGAAGAACCUUACAAAUGUCAAGAAUGUGGCAAGGUCUUUAGUUGCAGUUCAUCUCUUAGAAAGCAUCAGAGAAUUCAUACUGGAGAGAAACCUUACAAAUGUAAUGAAUGUGGCAAGGUUUUUAUUUUGUAUUCAUACCUUACACGACAUUGGAGGAUUCAUACUGGAGAGAAACCUUACAAAUGUACUGAAUGUGACAAGGCCUUCAUACAGAAGAUAGCCCUUAUACAUCAUCAAGAAACUCAUCCUGGAGAGAAACCUUACAAAUGUAAUAUGUGUGGCAAGGUGUUCUGUGAAAAAUCAAACCUUAAAAUUCAUCACAGAAUUCAUACUAGAGAGAAACCUUACAGCUAUAAUGUGUGUGGUAAGGUUUUUAGUCACAUUUCAUGCCUUGCACAGCAUCAGAGAAUUCAUUUGUGAGAGAGUCUUUCAGACUCAGGGAGUUAAACUCAUUAUGACUUCUGGCAUUAAUCAACAUCAGAGAGUCCAUACUAAGGAUAAAUCAAUAAAUGAAUGCAACAUAUGUGGCUGUGGCUUUAUUUAGGCCUCACCACUCACUACACAUCAAAAUGUACUUCUUCAAUGAAACCACACAAAUGAUAUGUUUAUGAUGCUAAUACCCAAGGACCAUUACUCUGGAACAUCAGGAUUUGCACAAGAAAUAAGUCAAUCUCUAGUUCUCCAAUAUUAAUCUAUUAUAUUACAUGUUGGAGAAUAAUUACAAGUCAAAAUAUCUGGAGCCUCAUGUAUCAAAGGUGCAGGGACAUAUGGAUAUGGUCAGUGAUAUUUAGGUUAUACAGUAUUUAAUUUUUUAGGGUUCUUUCAAAAGGCUACUUUACUUUUUCUGACAUUCAAGCAGAACUUUGAAUUCUCUUCAUAUGCCUUGUGGACAUUUCAUUGUGAUGUCUGGGAAAGACAUAAUAGGAUGAUAGGUCUGAAUUGAUUAUAGAGAAUCAAUUUUAUCCCAUAUCUUGGAAGAAAAAGGACACUGCCUUUUGAGAUUAAUUUUUUUUUUCCUAUUUUUAGGGAGACAAGGUUUUGCUCUGUUACCCUGGGUGAAGUACAGUGGUGUGAUCAUAGCCCACUGCACCCUCUAAUUCAUGGGCUGAAGCUGUCUUCCCACUCUACCUCCCACAUAGCUGGGACUACAGGAAGAUUCUUCAUAACAGAGAAUAAUAAUGUACCAUUAGGCCUUUAUGGUUGAAGCAUCUAGAACAAUUUUUUGGUAAAAUCAAAGAACAUACCCUUUUGGGUACAUAAACUUAGGUAAGUAUGAUUUGGGGUAAUCAUUCUUAGUACUGAAGUUAUUCUGUCUACACUGUGCCCUAUAAUACUUAUGUGCAGGUUCAAACUCUUACACCCUCAAACAUACAUCACUGUUGAACAUGCACUAUAUUAUAGUUCUCUGUGUUUUUCUCAUAUGCCAUGUAGGAACCCUGGCAUGCACCUUCAUUUUCCUUAAGCAGAAAUGUGCAUAUAGUAAUACAGGAGUUAUUAUGAAAUAAAAGUAUAUGUGGGGAAUAAGGAUAAAAAUAACAGCAUGUCUUUUUUGUCCUUGCAGUACUCAGUGAUGUAAUUUUUACAUAUUAUUUUUCAUGCAUUUUGUUUUAUGAAUAAGCAUAGAAAAUGAGAACUUUGUUUUGCUGGAUAAACUAGAAACUACCCUUGUAACACUUUUUCCCAAGUUGAACUUUGUGGGGCGCGGUGACAACGCCAUUACAAGAUGGCGCCGAUUUCCGGUGGCCCGCCUGUAGUAAACAAGU